AUGGCACCAAUCUGGGAAGUCGUGGGUGGCGUGGACAAGGGUGGGAUCCUGGUGCGAGCUGGCCGUGAGCUCUCGUCCCCCGAAGAGUCCAGCCGCCUGUCCACUGGCGCGCUGAUCCGCCAGGAGGAGCUGCAGGGCGAACGGCUUCGCUACACACGGCUGCAGGGCACCGGGCCGCUCACCGGAUGGGCCGCUUGGCGCAGCAACAGGACGGACAAGGUCAGGAAGGAUUCCAUCCAUGGUCUGGCGCCGAACCGCAUGGGUUCUGAUGUCCACGCUAAUAUGGGUUCCAAACAGCGGGAGAAUACUCCGACAGAAGUUCAAGACAUUCCAAAACCUCUUGACCCUGCUCAUUUGAUGAAGCAUGGACCUGUAUUUGGACUCCUUCGCUGUAGGGCAAAGCCUUUGGAUGCCCCGCCCAGAAAAACUAGGGAGGCCCAUGUUUUCCUUGACAAUAGAAUGCAAUAG
This is a messenger RNA of Durusdinium trenchii, 468 nucleotides long. The record is from the annotation of a GenBank genome assembly. NCBI's taxonomy places the organism in Eukaryota, Dinophyceae, Suessiales, Symbiodiniaceae.